Messenger RNA from Colletotrichum navitas, 1866 nucleotides. RefSeq lists its product as uncharacterized. The record is from RefSeq and is a predicted model, not a curated record. Lineage: Eukaryota; Fungi; Ascomycota; Sordariomycetes; Glomerellales; Glomerellaceae. Bases 1 to 1866 code for a protein of 621 amino acids. The transcript has 4 exons.
AUGGCUUCUGAAAAGACCGAUGUUCCUGUCACCGAACGGCCUGUCGAUAAGUCGUCUCCGACAUCGUCGACCCUCGGGCAAGAGUCGAACGAGAACAAGUCCUUGUUCGAGCGAGCCACUUCUUUGUUCGAGGAGUGGUACUACGUCUGGGAGGUCUUCGGCAUCCUGAUUUCAGGCCUCGCAAUCGUCGCUAUCUGCAUGGUUGUCUCCCACUUUGACGGGAAACAAGUCCCAGACUGGGAAGCCAAGGUCCCGUACAGAAAAGAAAAGUUCAGACUGACGAUCAAUUCUCUGCUCUCCAUGCUCUCGGUUCUAGGCUCUACAUGUGCCAUGAUCCCCGUGACGAAGAGCCUGGGUCAACUGAAGUACCUGUGGUUCAUGGAGCAGGAUCGCAAACUAGCCGACCUUGAGGUUUUCGAUUCUGCUUCUCGUGGAAAGUUCGGCAGUGCCAUGCUUAUUUGGAAACUCAGGUUCAAGCAUUUAGCAGUAUUGGGAGGACUGGCGUCACUGCUAGCUCUAGCAUAUGGCCCUUUCGUACAGAACCUCCUUACAUUCAGCGUCGACUAUAAUAAGGUAAACCAAGACGCCCUCCUCUCCUAUUCAUGGGCCUAUACAGGCACAGGAGGGUCGGUUGAAGUGAUCGAAACACCACUUCAGUAUGCGGUUGGUGAGGCAUUGCAAGACGCAUCCGUCGAUUGGGCUGUUCCUGCGCUCAAGUGCAAAACAGGCGACUGUUACUGGGACCCUUAUUACACCAUCGCAGCCUGCAGCCGCUGCACAGAUAUCAGUCAUCUUCUUACACGCACCUGUACCCCGGUGGUCACGAACCAAGACGACUUCACUGAAACGGGAGGGUGCAAUGUAGCAUUGCCUAACGGCCUUUCUCUCAACAGCACUGGCGCGGACUAUCCCCAUAGAGUUGUCAUGUUGAUGAACACCACGAUGUCCCCCCUUGCUUCCAACUACUCGUCACCAUUGGCCUUGGUUCAAUCCAUCGCGGAGUAUCCCUCUGAGGGCUCCACGCUAUCGAAGCCCUUCAUGAUCACAAAGGACUCGCCGCUUUCUGCUCACGAAUGCGCGAUUAUCCCUUGCGUCCAGCAACAGAACCUCAAGAUUAACCCCCAGGAAGCCGAGACCAGCGGCAACUCAUUGCGCUCCGACAAUGGAGUCAUACCCUCUCUUAACAUCACUCAGCAGUGGGACAACUACUACAAGGAUCCUUCGGGAGGCUAUGUUUAUAUCACUUUUGACGACCCCGGCGUCAACAAAAACAUACCAGCUCAGCAAAAGGAUUCGUAUGGCUCGACGCCCUACAUGGAACCAGCUGCAUACGACGCUUUGAAGAAAUACCUUGCGGAAGAGCUCACUCGCACUAUCUACUCCCAUACGGUCAACGGAACUUGGACAUCCCCAUACUGCGAUGGCAACGGAACAACUGCCAAGCAGACCGGGGUUGUAUGCGGUAUGAACAAGGCGGCCGCAGGACUCACCAACGCCUUCAGGCUCCAGACAUGGCAGAUGAUCGAUUCCCCGAAUCGCCUCAAUGGCACGACGAGGGCACCCCAGCAGAUCUGCAAGGCUCAAUGGCAGUACGUCUCUGCGCCCAUCGCCGUCUGGGCACUCGGGCUGGUGUUGUUUAUCGGCGUCGUGAUCAAGACCCGCCGGGCGAACAUCAAGGCGUGGCGUACCAGUCCGCUUGCCACGCUGCUCCUGCGGCUGGACCCGGACAGCCGCGAGCAUCUGAAGGACUGGCAGAUAAUGGGAGACGCGGAGUUGAAGGAUGCGGCGAAGGAGCUACGGCUCCAGCUCCAGAUGGACGAGAGCGGACCGCGAUUCGUGAGGAGAACUGAUGGACCGUCUAGCUGA